Messenger RNA from Striga hermonthica, 3744 nucleotides. Lineage: Eukaryota; Viridiplantae; Streptophyta; Magnoliopsida; Lamiales; Orobanchaceae. The record is from the annotation of a GenBank genome assembly.
AUGAAGAGGCGGCAGCUGCACCAAAGCAACCAUCCAUUCAAUCCACAGCCUUUUGAGGCAUUUUGGAGAGAGUCGUGGCAGCCUGUGGAACGUUUAUACAUUAUUGAUGGAAGCAUCACGGCGCACGUUGUUGAUGAUGGAGAGGUGAUAGAGGAGGUCAUUCCCAUGCCAAACCUCCGUGUAAGGUCAAGGGAGGCCACCUCCUCUGACUGCACCUCAUUUUUAAGAUCUGGAAUCGACAUUUCUGUGCUUUCAACUGCUCACACCUCUGAAAAUCACACAAAUAUCCUGCCUGUAUGGCUCGAUGCAAGAAUAAGAUCCAUCGAGAGAAAAACCCACAAUGACUUGUGCACCUGCCAAUUUAACGUCAGCUUCUAUAUCAACCAAGGACCCGACCUCUUUUCUGAGAACAAAAAACUCAGUAAGGAGACGAGAAUGGUGACGUUAGACCAAAUUGCCAUUCUCCAAAAUCUCAAUCCCAAACCAUGCGAAACACAGUACUACCGCUGGAGCUCAACCGAGGACUGUUGGUCCGUCCACCACCUCAAAUUCUUUCACGGGAAAUUUGGGGCCGACCUCACAUGGCUCCUAGUUGCCUCCACCUACAAGAAAACUGCGUUUGACGUGAAAUUCGUACAAAAUCAUAUUGUGUAUGAAAUCUCGGAAAAUACGAAUUGCACAAGUGACGCCAGCCGCCGUGCUGAUUCUUACGCAGUUAAUUUUAAAAUGGACAAUGGGGUCCUCACACCUGCCGUUUUCCCAUUCGUCCCCGAUAAUCUUCCGGAAAGUUCCACCGGACAGGUAACCGGGUCAUAUUCUUCUCCGUUCAAUCUCAUGGAGCUAAGGAGGUCAAAACGCCGGCACGUGCAGCCUGAACGUUAUCUAGCUUGCGAUAACCUUCCUGAUUACGAGAUCGAGGUGACCCGCUUGGGAGAGAGCAAAUAUAAAACUGAGCAUGGUGAAGUCAACGUGGAGGACGAUGAGUAUGAUGAAAUUCCCGUGCCGUUGUCCGUUCAGGCCGGCAAUGAGUUUCAGCAGAAAGGAGGCACUGGCAACUGGUCAACUUUUCACGAAAAGAAAGCGAAAAUGUCAGAUAACAGGUCCUACUUCACUAGCAGGUUUGAAGUUCCUAAAGAUGUCGACAAGGGAGAUAAUACUGAGAAAUUGUUCAACGAGCGAUUUUUCGCCAGCGGCUUGCUAUCAUCAACGCAUAAGAAGAAACAGCUUGAUGAAAUCAUGGAUUUUGAAAGUGGGGGAGGGAGUGGGAAGGGGUCUAGAAGAAAAUACGUCCGCGAAAAUGGUCGGCUGAAAAAUAUAAAGAGGGAGUGCUUUUAUGUGCGGGACAGCAUUUACGAUGUGAAAAGUUAUAAGAAGGACUCGGCGAAUGCGCAAAUGUGCAGGGAGUUGAUCAGGCGUUGCAUGAUCAAUAUAGAUGACACGUUAAAGAACACACGUGAGCACCCACCCUCUGUUGACCAGUGGAAAGAUUUCCAGUCGGCCAAAAAAAUUGGCCAGACAGAUAAAAAUGAUGAGAAGUCUGAGGUGGAAAGUGAGAAGGAAAUAACAGAAAUCGAUUUGUUGUGGGGAGAGAUGGAUCUUGCGAUGGCAUCUUGGUAUCUCUUUGAUGAUGACAAUGCGGACAAGUCUCAACCACCGGAAAAGGCCGGUCAAAACGAUGAAAACAUUUGCGAACACGACUACAUACUCGAUGAACAAGUCGGGAUUGUUUGCCAACUAUGCGGGUUUGUGGAGACCGAAAUAAAGGAUAUAUUUCCGCCAUUUGUAAAUUGUAAACAGGGAACUUCAAACAAAGAGCAACGAACUCAAGACAAGGACCCCCACCAGCAGGAGGGAACGAGCAAAUAUGAGGCUGUGCCCCUCCAUAUCCCCACCCCAGAGCCCUCGGGCGGGAAAGAGAACGUGUGGGCCCUCAUACCUGAGCUGAGGGACAAACUGCGGCCCCACCAAAAGAAAGCUUUUGAGUUCCUGUGGCGAAACAUAGCGGGCUCCCUGAAAGCUUCCCGGAUGGAGAAGAGGCAGGAGAAGAGGGGCGGGUGCGUGAUUUCCCACACCCCUGGGGCCGGGAAGACUCUCCUGAUUAUCGCCUUCCUCGUGAGCUACCUGAAGUUGUUCCCUGGGUCGAGGCCCCUUGUGCUGGCCCCAAAGACGACGCUGUACACGUGGUACAAAGAAAUCAUCAAGUGGAAGAUCUCGAUCCCGGUGUACCAGAUCCACGGGGGCUUGACGUACAAGGAGGCGGUCCUGAAGCAGAGGACGAGGCUGUGCCCGGGCCUCCCGCGCAACCAGGACGUGCUCCACGUGCUCGACUGCCUGGACAAGAUCCAGAACUGGCUCUCCCACCCCAGCAUCCUCCUAAUGGGCUACUCCUCCUUCCUCACCCUCACCCGCGACGACUCCAGCUAUGCCCACCGCAAGUACAUGGCCCACCUCCUCAAGCGCUGCCCCGGGAUAUUAAUACUCGACGAAGGCCACAACCCCAGGAGCACCAAGUCCAGGCUCCGCAAGGGCCUCAUGAAGGUCGACACCAGGCUCCGCAUCCUCCUCUCCGGGACCCUCUUCCAGAACAACUUCGGGGAGUACUUCAACACCCUAUGCCUCGCCCGCCCCAUCUUCGUCAACGAGGUCCUCAGGGAGCUCGACCCCAAGUACGAGAAGCGCAACAGGGAGCGCCGCACCCCCUUCUCCCUCGAGAAUCGCGCCCGCAGGCUCCUCAUCGAGAGGAUCUCCAAGAAGAUCGACUCCAACAAGGGUGGGGAGCGCGCCCAGGCCCUCAGAACCCUCAAGAAGCUCACCACCAAAUUCAUUGACGUGUACGAGGGCGGGAGGAGCAGCUCCGACAGGCUCCCAGGUCUCCAGUGCUACACCCUCAUGAUGAAGCUCACCCCACUUCAGCAGGAGCUCUCCCGCAAGCUUCAGGAACGCAGGCCCACCAACUGCAAGGGCUUCCCGCUCGAGCUCGAGCUCCUCAUCACCCUCGGCGCCAUCCACCCUAGCCUCAUCCGGACCACAACCUGCUCAGAACGGUAUUUAUUUCCGUACGAGCUCCAGGAUCUCGAGUCCUUCAGGUUCGAUGUCAAGGCGGGGUCCAAGGUCCGCUUCGUCAUGAACCUCAUCCCCCGCUGCCUCCUACGCAACGAGAAGGUCCUCAUUUUCUGCCACAACAUCGCCCCCAUUAAUCUCUUUGUCCAACUUUUCGAGAGGUUCUACGGGUGGCACAAGGGGCGGGACGUGCUGGUGCUGCAGGGGGAUAUUGAGCUUUUCGAACGCGGGCGGCUGAUCGACAAGUUUGAGGAGCGUGCAGGGCCGUCCAAGGUCAUGCUGGCGUCAAUCUCAGCGUGCGCAGAGGGGAUCAGCCUGACGGCGGCCUCCAGGGUGAUACUGCUCGACUCGGAGUGGAACCCGUCUAAAAGCAAGCAGGCCAUUGCGCGGGCCUUCCGGCCCGGGCAGAGCAAGGUGGUGUAUGUGUACCAGCUAUUGGGGACAGGGACGCUGGAGGAGGACAAGUACGGGCGCACCACCUGGAAGGAGUGGGUCUCGGACAUGAUAUUCAGCGACGAGCGCGUGGAGGACCCAUCCCAUUGGCAGGCGCCAAACAUCGAGGAUGAGCUGCUGAGGGAGAUUGUCGAGGAGGACCGGGCCGUGCUGUUUCAUAAGAUCAUGAAGAAUGAAAAGGCGUCCAGCGUGAUCAAUCGAGGGAAAGGGGUGCCGGCAUGUGUGGGGUGA